AUGUCGAGUUUGUGCAGAUUGUGUCUGCAAGAACGAAAAGAGUGCGUUCCUUUAACCGAAAACCGGGGCACAGAAAUGCUGGAAACUUUGACUUCCAUUAAAUUUACAAACAAUGAAAAAAUCUCCACAUUAAUAUGCCCCCAGUGCUACCAAGACCUCACAACCGCCUUCAACAUCCAACAAAAGCUCCUCAAGGUGGAACUUCAACACCAGGACAACCUUUUGGCCGACUUUCUUACCCAGAAUCACGACGAGUUGAAAAAGCUUGCUCCUGAAGACCUCCAGAUCAAAGAUGUUGCCCGAACAACCACCAAGGAACACCAAUUGAAACCUGAUGUUAACCAAUCACCGGUUAGGCAUUCCUGUGGACUGUGUUGUGACAAAUUUCAGUUUCCUGGGGAGUUCGUCGAUCACUUGAAGCAGCAUAUUCUUAGUGGUGUCAAGACUGUCAAGUCGCCUGAAAAAUGCGAGAUUUUGUGUGAACAGUGCGGCGACAUUUUCACUAGUAGUGAAACUUAUGAUGAACAUAGGGUUACUGUUCAUCCAGGUUUUGUAUGUGGAACAUGUUCUGAGUGUUUUGGUUCGAAUGAUGACUUGGAGGAACAUGUUAAGGAGAAACAUACAGAAUUGAAGCAGUUUGUUUGUGAUAUUUGUAAUGAAAAGUUCUCGCUUAGGUAUAUUUUGCAAGUCCACAAGGUUCAACAUAGUAUUAAGUAUCCAUUUGUGUGUGAUGAUUGUGGCCGAAGUUUCAAGUAUUUGGUUAGUUUGGGGGUGCAUCAGAAGAUGAAACAUAGUCCUGGUGGAGCGGACAACCACCAGUUUGCGAUUACGUUAAAAAAGCAGUUGUUUAAGUAG
Zophobas morio is the source of this 855-nucleotide messenger RNA. RefSeq names its product gastrula zinc finger protein XlCGF62.1-like. The record is from RefSeq and is a predicted model, not a curated record. Gene Ontology annotation, molecular function: zinc ion binding; DNA-binding transcription factor activity, RNA polymerase II-specific. NCBI's taxonomy places the organism in Eukaryota, Metazoa, Arthropoda, Insecta, Coleoptera, Tenebrionidae. Gene Ontology annotation, biological process: regulation of transcription by RNA polymerase II. Gene Ontology annotation, cellular component: nucleus. The transcript has a single exon. Bases 1 to 855 code for a protein of 284 amino acids.